GAUCUCGAGCACCAAUCCAUCAAUCUACCGGACGCGACGGAGGGCGACGAUCUCUCCCGAAUCGGAGACGAAAGUACGGACACGCCGCUUCGACGCCAUUUACCUCCCUCCCUCCGGCCGUCCCACCCACAUUCAAUGCCGCCACACCACGGUCGCAGUCAAUGCACCGCCCCGCCCCGCGUCGCGUCGCACACCCUGUCCCCAGCCAGCUCCCACACGUCCGUCCGCUGCUCCAGCCCCGCGCCACCCUCCCUCGCCACCGCAACACCUCCACUCCCAAGUGACCCAACCCCCAAACGCCCAGCGGUUCUGCGCCGUGCAAGCAUCCAAUCAAUCAGCCACCACGCGCAGCCGCGGCGGCCACGAGGGACCAAAGCUCCCACCCAGCAGCCCAACUCCACGGUCCAUGCUCACUCGCUGCGCCCCUACAAGAGGAGGAAGCGGGCAAGCGCCACGGGUAGCUACCUGCCGCGUUCCGGAGCCACGCCAAGCAAGAAGCCAAGCCGAACCGCCCUUCUUCUUUCUUGUUUGCUCCGCGCGCGAAUUCCCCGGGUCCAGGCCAUGGGGAAAGGAGGGCUACUAGCGGAAGCGAGGGCGAAAAGGAGGAGUGGCGCGGCGUGGCGCGUCUGCGCGGUCCUCGCGGCUCUGCCGCUUCUCACGGCGGCGGCUGCGGAGGCCCCGGGGAGGUACCGCGCGGUGUUCAAUUUCGGGGACUCGCUGGUGGACGCUGGCAACCUGGUCACGGAGGGCAUCCCGGACUACCUCGCUACCGCGCGGCUGCCCUACGGCCAGACCUAUUUCGGGUACCCCACCGGCCGAUGCUCCGACGGCCGCCUUGUCGUCGAUUUCAUUGCACAAGAGUUCGGCCUGCCGCUGCCGCCGCCAUCCAAGGCCAAGAACGCCAGCUUCGCGCAGGGCGCAAACUUCGCCAUCACUGGCGCCACCGCACUCGACACCGAGUUCUUCGAGAAGCGGGGGCUCGGCAAGACCGUCUGGAACUCCGGCUCCCUCUUCACCCAAAUCCAGUGGCUCCGCGACCUCAAGCCCUCACUCUGCAACUCCGCCCAAGAUUGCAAGGACUUCUUUGCCAAGUGCCUGUUUAUUGUUGGUGAAUUUGGCGGAAAUGACUACAACGCUCCGCUGUUCGCUGGCAAGGACCUCAAUGAGGCCUACAAGCUGAUGCCUCAUGUAAUUCAGGGCAUCUCCGAUGGUGUUGAGCAACUGAUAGCCGAGGGGGCAAAGGAUUUGAUUGUGCCUGGAAUUAUGCCGUCCGGGUGCUUUCCGGUGUACUUGACCAUGUACACCGACCCGAAGGAGGGGCAUGGCUCACGCACCGGCUGCCUCAAACGAUUCAACACGUUCUCGUGGGUGCACAAUGCGAUGCUCAAGCGCGCGUUGGAGAAGCUCCGUGCGAAGCACCCUGGUGUGAGGAUCAUGUAUGGCGAUUACUUCACACCAGUUAUCCAGUUCAUACUUCACCCCGAGAAGUUUGGGUUUUACAAACAACUACCUAGAGCAUGCUGUGGUGCUCCAGGUAUGGGCCCUUACAACUUCAAUAUAACAGCGAAAUGCGGUGAGCCUGGUGCCAUGACAUGUGCUGAUCCUAAGACACACUGGAGCUGGGAUGGCAUUCACUUGACGGAGGCUGCAUAUGGACACAUUGCCAGAGGUUGGCUGCAUGGACCGUUCGGAGACCAACCUAUCGUACAGUCAUCUUGAGCAAACAGCCGCUUCUGUUUUACCUCUAGGGUGUAUCAAUAUAGCACGCCAGAAUGGAGCUGAUAAAGUAGUUCCAUUUAGUUGCACAUGUAUAUGUGCUUCCACCAUUGCAGUCAGGUAAAGAGCUUAGAUAGGGCCUAUUAAAGCAUGAUUUCUUCAUUCGUCAGGUGGUAUAAGUAUAGAUCGAGUGUAAUGCACAAAGCAAUUAAAUAUGAUACAGAUUGCCUUC
Messenger RNA from Phragmites australis (common reed), 1948 nucleotides. Its product is annotated as GDSL esterase/lipase At5g45910-like. NCBI's taxonomy places the organism in Eukaryota, Viridiplantae, Streptophyta, Magnoliopsida, Poales, Poaceae. Bases 136 to 1719 code for a protein of 527 amino acids. Gene Ontology annotation, molecular function: hydrolase activity, acting on ester bonds. The record is from RefSeq and is a predicted model, not a curated record. The transcript is spliced from 5 exons.